GGAUCUGGUUCUUAGUGGAAAAAUCCAACAACUGCUCUCUAAGGGCGUUUCAGAAGGGGGCAUGCUCAGAUAAAUGACUGUUUUUCUUCUUCGACCUCCCCAGUUUCAGAGCGUGUGUCUUUUUUUCGCUACGGUCGUUUCAGUGACAAAAACACAAGAUGGCAAAUGAAGCCAGGCCAUGCCCAUGUGACAUUGGAGACAGGAUGGAAUAUGGCAGUCUUGGUGAAGAGGUUCAGAUUGAGCACGUUAAAGCUUACGUGGUGAAACCUAAAGCACCAACAGACAAAGCGGUCAUUGUAAUUCAGGACAUUUUUGGAUGGCAGCUAUCCAAUACACGAUACAUGGCUGACAUGCUCGCUUCAAAUGGAUAUGUUGCUGUUUGCCCAGACUUCUUUCUUGGAAAGGAACCAUGGAGUCCUUCAAGUGACUGGUCAACAUUUCAGGAGUGGCUUGAGGAAAAAAAACCCACCAACAUCAACAAGGAAGUGGACGUGGUUUUGAAAUACCUCAAGGAACAUAGUGGAGCUAAAAGGAUUGGAGUGGUGGGUUUUUGUUGGGGCGGAGUGGCCACACACUACAUAGCUCUGCAAUAUACUGAAGUCAAGGCUGGAGUUUCAGUCUACGGGAUCGUUAGAGAGCGAGAGGAUCGUUACGAACUCAAAAGUCCGACUCUCUUCAUCUUUGGUGAAAAAGACACGGUGAUACCACUUGACCAGGUGACAACACUUGAGACAAAACUGAAGGACAAGUGCACUGUUGACUUCAAAGUGAAGGUUUUUCCCAACCAAACCCACGGAUUUGUGCACCGUAAACGAGAAGACAUCAAUUCGACAGACAGGCCACACAUUCAGGAGGCCCGGCAGGACAUGAUUGACUGGUUAAAUAAGUAUCUGUAAAAGUUAAUUAUGUGCAAAUUUUCAAAUUUAUAGUAAAUUCUUCCAAAAGUGACCAUCUUACCCAAAUGUUGUUGAUGCCCCAUGUGUUUGGUGUUUAAAGAUCUGGCUGCAUUCAUGAGGAUAGUUUAGUGCCUCAGAACGCCUGACUAAAGCAUCAAACACUCUCCAUAAAAAACACAGUUGUACCUAAAGCUUUUAUAAAAUACCAGAAUAAGUUUAUUUCCCCCAGACGUAAGCAGAUAGAAGGUCAACAGGUAACUUUAAUUGUGCCAUUUGCUUUCGGAAUCUGUUUAACCUUCAACAUGAAGUCCAAAGAGCUCUCGCUGCCAGUGAAGCAGUCCAUUGUUAAGCUAAAAAAUGAAAACAAAUCCAUCAGAGAGAUAGCAAAAACGUUAGGUGUCGCAAAAUCGACUAUUUGGUCCAUUCUUAAAAAGGCAGAACACACUGGUGACCUCAUGAACAAUCACAGGUCUGGAAGACCACGGAAAACGACUGAGGGGGAAGACAGAAGAAUUCUUUCCUUGGUGAAGAAAAACCCCUUCACAACGGUUGGUCAGAUCAAGAACACCCUCCAGGAGGUAGGUGUAUCUGUGUCUGAGUCAACAAUCAAGCGAAGACUUCACCAGAGUAAAUACAGUUGGUCCACCGUAAACCUUAAAAAGAGGAGGACCAAAGAAAGAUUAAAAAAUGACAAAAAAUGUGUGAAAAAGUCUGGAAAUUCUAAAACAACAUCCUGUGAACAAAUGGAAAAAGGAUCUACUUUGACAGAUUCUGAGGAAGAGACAAGCUCAGAGAAGGGAAAGAACUGUUCAUGAUCUAAAUCAUAUCACCUAAUGUGUGAAGCCUGGUUGGAGGUAGGGUCAUAGUGUGGGCAUGUGGGGUUGCCACUGGAACUGGAUCCCUUCUAUCACUCGUGGCUACCGACCAAAGCAGCAGGAUGAAUUUUAAAGUUUAUAGAGCUGUAUAUCAGAUCAAACUCACUGGACAGUGCUUCACAGUGCAGAUGGAUGAUUAAUGACCCAAAGCGUACUUCAAAAGCAGCCCAAGACUUAUUUUUAUUUAUUUUUUUUUUGAUUGAGAUGGCCAUACUGAGAUUUAUUCUCUAAUAACAGCACGUCCCAAAGGGUUUUUAUCCAUCUUUUACCACAGCAAUUUGCCAAAGAUCGCAACAGAGAAAAAAUUAUUAAUGAAAAAACAUUGUGCUUUUUAUUUAUUUUUUUUUUAGUUAACUAAACAAACCGCUAUAAACAAUCACCAUCUCUGGCCUCUUUUUUCACCCUUCCUUGAUGUUGGGUACAGAAAAUGCAGUCUGUCUUAUUUUUGAGGAAUCAGAAUGUUACUGUGGUAGAAUUUACAACGGUGGAAAAAUGUACACUGGAAUUUUUUUCAUUAAAUGUUAAAUAUCCACCAGUUCAAUGUUUUUUUUAUUUUUUUUUGGGGGGGGUUUAUAAUCAGUUCAUAAUUGCCUCUAGAUCUCUGACGUUCCAUUAUAGUUUUUAUGUAUAACAUGAAAUCUAAAGAAACUAAUUCAGACCUUUUAGAUUCUGGCCCAGAUUGGACAAUAUCAUUUUUGACUCCUGAUAUAACUAAAGCUAUAUGUCAUCAUGUACCUGCUUACAUGCAGAACAUGAUGACAUACAUUGACAUGAAAAAGUCUUUGCCCCAUUCCUAUUUUUUUUAUUUUAUUUGCAUGUUUGUCACACUAAGGUGGUUCAGAUCAUCAAACAAAUUUAAAUAUUAACACUUUCACACAGGGCCAUGUCCAAAAAGUUGGAUUUUUUCCCUUAAUAAUAAAAACCUUCAUUUAAAAACGGCAUGUUGUGUUUACUUGUUCUCUUUGACUAAUAUUUAAAUUGGUGUGAUGAUCUGAAACAUUAAAGUGGGACAAACGUGCGAAAAAAAAAAAAAAAAUCAGGAAGGGUGCCAACACUUUUUCACACCACUGUAUAAUGGUUUCUGAGUACUUGUGUCUGGUCUGACCUUGAGUCAGUGAUGCAGCAUGGCUGGUUCUUGAACUAUACCCUGUAGAUAAAGGGUUAAAAAAAAGACAGUAUUUUCAAAUAUGAAAAAAAGAAUUAGAGAAAUAUGAGAAAGUGUCUCUGAUAUUAUUUUUGUGUCCUUCAGCAUAGGAGCUGAGCUUGUGGAACGAGGUCACUUAGUACAGCUCACUGACCAACAGAGAGGCUUUACUAUAUGAUAUCUUUGUAGAACUCUGGUAAUAUCUGCAAUUGUAUGUUUUAGAGAUGAUGUGUUGAUCAUAUUUUACUUUUAGAAAUUAGUUCUUCAUCUUAGUGCAAGAAUCCUUUAUACUAUGCAUUCUACCCAUAGAUGUUACACUAUAUGCCCUAAAGUAUAUGGACACAUGACCAGCAACACUAAUAUUUGGAUCUUCCUCAAACAGUUGCCUCAAAUUUGAAAGCACAGAUUUGUAUUAGUUUGUUAAGGAUGGAGUGGAAGAACGUUAGUGGCCUGCAUAGAGCCUCUGUUGGGAAGACCUUUAGAAUGAACUGGAAUGCUAACGUGUCCCAGUUCAUGUUCCAAAAUCUAGUGAUGUGAUCAUUCCGUAAGAGUGAAGAGAAUCAUACGCCUUUAUGUUUUUCUGAACAUCCCAUUCCAGAUUUAGUCCCUCAUUGCUGAUAAACAUGUGUCCAGAAACCUUUGGCCAUACUUUAUCACUAUUCUUAGUUAUAAGACUUCAUAGGUAUGGUAGAUGAUCUGUAAUAAUAAUCCACUGUGUGACUGUAUUAAGGAACCUAGUUAGUACUAAGACCCAAAAAAAUAUGGCUAUCCUGAUAAUGCAAUGAAGUUUGUUCGUUGUGGGCUUUCUAUAUCUUAUAGAUUAGGGUUAGUACUAUGAAUGCUUUAUGUAGUAUUCUCAUUAUUUUGUUUCAUAAUACUGUUAUUGGAUUUCACAUGGCAGAAAUGCAAAUAUGGGAAAAUUGCCAAUCAGAAACUCAAAUCAUAUCCAUGAGAAAUCUGUUAAAUGAAAUGUUUUGUGGACCUGACUAAUACUUGGAAACUUUGAUAACUGAUUAUUCAUUAUUUUUUAAAUAAAUCAUAAUUUUAUUAUCAUGA
Molecule: messenger RNA, 3971 nt
Organism: Tachysurus vachellii
Lineage: Eukaryota; Metazoa; Chordata; Actinopteri; Siluriformes; Bagridae
Gene: cmbl
Product: carboxymethylenebutenolidase homolog (Pseudomonas)
Exons: 6
Coding region: 159-896 (245 amino acids)
Molecular function (GO): hydrolase activity
Source: RefSeq, a predicted model, not a curated record